UAAAGUUACAAAGUACGCUUCGCCACAGUCGUUUGUUGUUCGUUGGAUGUGUAGGACGGUUGAAACUUUUCAGAUUUUUUUCUUGAGAGAAGUGGUUGGAAGUGGUGAUAAUCAACAAUGUCUGACGAUACGGAUGGAGAUUCAAGAAAUGUGUUGAGAAGAAGAAGGUCCAUUUCGAUGGAAAAUAUUAGCAAUCGGAGGAAACCAGAGCUUCGAAAUUCCAGAUCCAUGGAAAUUUUACAUACAAUACAGACGGCUCUUAAAAGCAGAGUACCAAGGAGGCUGCCAGUACUAUCAACCAAGGAUGUGAAGAUGAAGAUCAAAACUCAUCAAUCUAAAGCAAGUUCAGUUACUGCGGGGACAUGGUGUAUAUCUGAAGAAGAUAUGCGAAAUAUUACGAUUAGGAAAAAGCCAAGAAGAAUUGAAAAUAGGCCCAGGUCAAUAGAGACAAUUAAUUCUCAAGAUUGUACCACAUUGGAUACAUCUAAAAACAUUAAUCUGACCAUGCAAAGCAGAUUAUCAAAAUCUGAAGAUACCUUGAACAGUGAUGAUUAUGGCACAUUGGAUAAAAACAAUGAACCAAUUCAUGUUGAUUCAACAAUACAUAGUAGAUUAUCUAGGUCCAUAGAGGUCCUUAAAAGUGAUGAUUAUGACACAUUAGAGAAGUACACGGAGGACCCAACCUUGCAUAAAAGGUUAUCCAAAUCUGAAGAGCUCUUGAAGAGCGACCAUUAUGGCAUAUUGGAUACAUCCAAGGAAACCGUUCUAUUAGAUCCAACCAUGCAUAGCAGAUUAUCCAAGUCAGAAGAGCUCUUGAGGAGUGAUGAUUACAGCGAAUUGGAGACGUCUAGUUCCGCAGAUACCAUUAAUUCCAAUCAAGAUGGAACACCUAAGAGACGACAUAUUACCUUCAACCCCAUGGUUAACAUUCUAUAUUAUAAACCGUCACCAAAACGAAAUCACGCCUGGCGUCAUCGUCGUCGUCCGCCCCUAGAUUGGCAAGCACUGUUGGAUAACAUGGAGCUGCUUCGCAAAUUUGAUAUGUCAUCUUUAUAUGGUGAUGUUCCGGCUCUUACAAUUGAAGAGUUUUGCAAUACCACAGUAUUAGAUGAAUCAGUACAAAAUGUUGAUGAGCUAGAUCUAACAUUUGAAGAGAUUACUGAUACAACAGUAUCAAAGGACAAAACAGAGAGUCUUGAUGAAAAUGUCAUAUUGACACCAAUUACAGAAAUCACCAAGGAAGUUGACUUAAUGAGUCAAAAUAAUUCAAAUAUAAUCGCGGAUGAAUCUUCAUCAGACAUAUUUGAUAUUUCUGAAGAUGUCAAAAAGCACCCCAUUAUAAGUCCUCUUAAACCAGUUAUUGUAUCCGAUGUCACCAUGAUAUGCCAAAAGGACCCUGUUAAUCCCUAUACAGCAGAAGACAAGGAGAAUGUGGGUGAUGAUAGUAUAGAUACAACUAUCAUCAGUGAUGAAAUUACACCUGUCAAAAGGCCUAGGGAGAGCAUUUUGCAACUUUUUGACCCAUACUAUUCAUCUAAGAACCAAGUAGAGGAACCAUUGAUUAGACUAAUACCUACAGAAGAACAAUCGAAAGAACCUAAAGAUUUGUUGGAUCUUUCUGGAGCUCCAGAAGAAAUAGCUAUCAAAAAGCUAAAAGAAUUUCUUGAUGCUGGUGAUGAAGUAGAUUAUAACAGAUUUGUUGAGAAUUUACCCCAGGCAAUAAAGGAGGUAAAACAAAAGAUGGAGAAUUCUUUAGAGAAUUCAAUUAAAUGUGAGGAGGAAAUGACAGCUUUAAAGUUAGAGCUAAAUCAGCUGCAACAGGAUAAAUCUUCUUUGGAAUUGGAGCUUCAUCAGAAGGAUGAAGUCAUUUUGAAGUCACAGGGUGAGGCCCAAAAAAGAGAAAAUUGCUUGAAGCAAGAGAUCAAAAAUUUAAACGACAAGUUAGCCUUGACAAAUGAUUUAGGAAACAACGAAGAAUUGCAGACCCUAAAAAGUGAAAAUAUUUCACUUAAAAAAAGAGAACAAGAGCUCUUGUCUCAAUUAAACUUAUUAUCUUCUAGUGAAGAUAAACUUAAAUCUAUUAUGACCGAAUAUGAGAGUACGUUUAGUCAGAAGGUAAAUGCUUCCCAAAAACUGAAAGAGGAACAUGAUACAGCUAAACGACACCUUGCCACUUUGGAAAUGUCGUUCUCCGACCUGCACACGAAGUACGAAAGGAGCAAGGACAUCAUUGCUGGCUACAAGGACAACGAGGAGACGUUGUUACGAAACUUGGAGGCAGCACAUGAGGGGGCUAUUGCGAACGAGGGACGUUACAACAUGCUGAAAGCACACGCUAAGUCGCAGUUGGAUAAGUCCAACAAAGAGAUAUUGAUUUUAAAGAAGGAACACCAGCUUGAAGUAAACAAGCUAACAACAAUUACUAGAAGGUUAGAAAUAAAGGUGGAAUCAAUCCAACAAGCACUUGAUCAAAAGAAUAUAGAAUGCUCGGCAUUGGCAGCGCUUUGUGAUGAAGUAACCGGCUCGAUUCCUCAAUAAUAUGUUUAUUUGUUUUAUAGUUUAGUUUUAUUUGAUUUCGUUUUGUUUAUGUUUUAUAUGUUUUACUUCUAUUAUUUUUAAUAAGCUUUAUGAUUAAAUUUUGAGACAUAUUGACAAUGUCUCUUAAAAUGCACAAACGGGUUUUCUUUUCUUGUAAUCUGUUAUUAUAGCAAGAGAGAAGUAAAGAAAACGCUGGAAGGGUCGUACUAUUUUGUGAUUAUA
This is a messenger RNA of Nicrophorus vespilloides, 2760 nucleotides long. RefSeq lists its product as uncharacterized. The transcript is spliced from 8 exons. NCBI's taxonomy places the organism in Eukaryota, Metazoa, Arthropoda, Insecta, Coleoptera, Silphidae. Bases 118 to 2538 code for a protein of 806 amino acids. Gene Ontology annotation, biological process: cell population proliferation; mitotic spindle organization. The record is from RefSeq and is a predicted model, not a curated record. Gene Ontology annotation, cellular component: cytoplasm.